This is a messenger RNA of Alosa alosa (allis shad), 2851 nucleotides long. RefSeq names its product solute carrier family 22 member 6, like (gene slc22a6l). The transcript is spliced from 11 exons. Gene Ontology annotation, cellular component: membrane. Lineage: Eukaryota; Metazoa; Chordata; Actinopteri; Clupeiformes; Clupeidae. The record is from RefSeq and is a predicted model, not a curated record. Gene Ontology annotation, biological process: transmembrane transport. Gene Ontology annotation, molecular function: transmembrane transporter activity. Bases 506 to 2197 code for a protein of 563 amino acids.
AGAAACUAUAGUCUCAGAGUCCAUGUUGUGUGUGAUGGACAGAAGCAUGGUUAUGAUUUGACUUUCUUUACAGUUAAAAGUCUUCUCUUCAAUCAGAGGGGUUGCUGCGCUGAACUCAAUUAAAUCCAUCCUUCAGAAGAACUGCAUUCCCUUAGCAAAGCCAGCGGAAUGUAAAAGCUGAUUACCAAACACUGCAUAAGCUCUCAGUAGGCUACCUCACGUUUUUACAAUAGUUUUGACAUCACAUUUUGUAUUAUCACGUUCUCUUCGCAUUUCUGGCGUCAAGCAACCAGGCUACAGAGGCUAGGGGCAAUCUAUGUGCAUGAGAGAGACAAGUUCACGUCUGAGAAAUGUAUUUGAUAUUUACGUGACCUGUUCUUGAUAUGGAACUUCUGUUGAAGUACAUCCCAGCAAAAUUUGUUUAAAGAAAUCUCCAAAGUUCUUGCUGCUUUGCUGUGUGCUGUCGGACUAAAGAAGUGACUGAGGCCAGACACUCCACCCAAGCAUGGCGUUCGGAGAACUCCUAGAGCAGGUGGGCAGCACCGGCCGCUUCCAGGUGAUGCACGUUAGCCUCCUCUGCAUGCCCGUGCUGAUGAUGGCCAGCCACAACCUGCUGCAGAACUUUGUGGCCUCCGUGCCGUUACACCACUGCACCGCGCAGGCCAACCUGUCGCUUCGCACGCUCACCAGGGAAGAGGUGCUGCGUGUCACCGUUCCCCUGGACGAUAAGGGCAAGCCAGCACGAUGCCAGCGCUUUGCCACCCCGCAGUGGGACCUCUUGAACGCGACGGAUGAGGAGGCUGAGGAGGAAGACGCCUAUGCAGACACUCCUGACGCGGAGGUGCAGGGAUGCCAGGAUGGAUGGGAAUAUGACUUUACAGAGAGAAGCUCUACAAUUAUUUCAGAGUGGAAUCUGGUUUGUGACCUGCGCUCAUUAAAACAGAUGGGGCAAACCAUUUACAUGGGAGGGGUGCUCAUCGGUGCUCUUAUAUUUGGGGGACUCUCAGACAAAUUUGGAAGGCGUUACUUGCUGCUAUUCUCCUAUCUCAUGAUGGCAGUGUCAGGAACAUGUGCUGCCUUUGCUACCUCCUUCUCCCUCUUCUGCCUCUUCCGUUUUGGCUGCGGAAUGGCCCUCUCUGGACUGGUGCUCAACACCCUUUCUCUGAUUGUGGAGUGGAUCCCCACACGAGUGCGGACAGUUGUAGGCACAGGGACCGGUUACAGUUACACCAUCGGGCAGCUGGUGCUGGCACUACUGGCAUAUUAUAUCCGUGACUGGCGCUGGCUCACUUUGGCUGUGUCGAUACCGUUUUACUUCUUCUUCAUUUACUCCUGGUGGUUUUUGGAAUCUGCCAGGUGGCUGGUUUUAAAUGGGAAGUCCGAACAAGCAGUCAAAAACCUCCAAGCUGUUGGUCGAAUCAAUGGCCGCCGUGCAGAGGGAGAGAAAAUUACUCUCGAGGUCCUCCAAGAGUCCAUGAAGAAAGAGAUCUCAUGUGUUGGAGGAUCAUAUUCGGCUCUGGACUUGGUCCGCACCCCUGUGAUGAGAACCAUUACUAUCUGCCUCAGUGCAGUCUGGUUCUCCACAAGCUUUGGCUACUAUGGACUUUCCAUGGACCUGCAGAAAUUUGGAGUGGACAUUUACCUGAUUCAGGUCAUCUUUGGAGCUGUGGACAUCCCUGCAAAAGUAAUCGUCACGGUGGCCAUGAGUGUGGUUGGUCGCCGGCCCUCCCAGUGUGGAGCACUUAUCUUGGCUGGCAUUGCCAUUCUUGCCAACCUGCUGGUGCCCUAUGAGAAACAGACGAUGCGCACUACUCUGGCUGUGUUGGGGAAAGGCUGUCUGGCAGCCUCAUUCAACUGUUGCUAUCUCUACUCUCCAGAGCUGUACCCUACAGUCAUUAGGCAGAAUGGCAUGGGCUUUGUUUCCAUGACAGCACGAUUAGGAGCUAUGGUGGCCCCUAUGGUCCAGUUAUUAGGGGAAAUUGUUCCUUGGCUACCUGGACUAAUUUAUGGGGGAGUUCCUAUCCUAAGUGGCUUUUUUGCCAUCUUUCUGCCUGAAACUUUGGCCUCCCCUUUACUAGAUACAAUUCAAGAUGUAGAAGAAAGGGGUUACAGGCGGAAAAACACCAAAGCCUCUACUAAGAAGGAGGAGCCACCCACAGAAAACAAUGCAACCACACCUCUGAAGGAUGCUGCCUAAACUUACGUACCUUUCAAACCUGCUGUCAGGUGAAAACCUCUAUCCCCAAACCUUGUAUUUUUUAAAUAAUCCAACAUUGCAUCCUCAAAAUAAAAAAAAAUAUAUAUAUAUUUUUGGAGAUACAAGGUUUCCACCCGACAGCAGCGAUGGUGUUUAUGCUACCAUCAGUUUCACUGCAAUGUGGAAUAUGUGUAAGAAAGCAAUUAUGAAAUGUUGAUAUAUUGUUAUUCCAUAUAAUAUAAUUGUCAUUUGUAUUUAGGCUAUGCACAAUUGUCCUGAAUGUUUUAUUCAAAAGAUGUAUAUACUGAAAGAUUUAUACCUCACUGACGAGUUAUUAUUAUGUUAAAUCCUUUUUGUUGAUCAAUUCACUUUUCAUAUACUUAAUUUGUCACAUUAAUCAAAUUAUUCUCUCUCUCACACACACACUAUUUCAAGGCAUAAACCUAACCAAGAAAUGCAAAAUAUUUUGUGUAGCAUAUAAUGAUUAAUAAUAUAUAAUAGGAUAUGCAAAUAAAAAUAAAUUCUUCAAAAAUUGAGCAUGACAACGGAAAAGUGUCUCCUAGCUAUUUUGAAUGUAGAUGACUUAGGCCUCACAUUAAACACAAAAUAAUAAUAAUAAUAAUAAUAAUAAAACAUUCCUCUGAUUUAAUGUUG